GCAGCAGAACACACUGCGUCAACGCAGCGCAGUCCCUGUUCUGUGUUCAUAACGAGGGUGACUUUCCAUUGGAAACUACAGCUGCAUUCCACCCCAUUCAAGCUGGGGAACCGCACACAGUGGAGGAGCUCUGAGCGAGUACACGGUCACGGGAACUAAAUGUCUGCAAGUUUUGGAAUUUAACUAUGGGAAGGUUAUCAAACCUAAGGAUCACAUGAAUACGGCAAUCGGCCGUGCCACUGCAGAUGAUGUUAUAGAUGACAGCUCCGCACAGAGAGAAAAGGACGUCGGAUCAAUAAGAGCUUCUCUUUUCCCCCCCCGAAUAUAACGAGGCGAGAUCGAAAAGGAGCGACUGAAAGCAGGAGCGAACCCCUCCCUCGUCUGGCCCUGCCCUCUCGGAACGGAUUGAACAUGGGGCCGAGCCGGAAGCCGCUCUGCCUCGUCCCGUGUCUGGGGGUCCUGUUCCUGCUGGGGGCGCUGGCCGCGCCGGCACCGUCCCUCGCCACGCCCGCCCCCGCCUUCAAGACCUUCUCCCCGCCCGACUGGGGCCUGACGCACCUGGUGAUCCACAACAAGACGGGCGAGGUGUACGUGGGCGCGGUCAACUGGAUCUUCAAGCUGUCGGGCAACCUGACCAAGCUGCGGAGUCACAUGACCGGCCCCGUGGUGGACAACGAGAAGUGCUACCCGCCCCCCAGCGUGCAGUCCUGCCCCUACGAGCAGGUACAGACCAACAACGUCAACAAGCUGCUCCUCAUCGACUACGCCCAGAACCGGCUGCUGGCCUGCGGCAGCACCUCGCAGGGCAUCUGCCAGUUCCUGCGCCUGGACGACCUGUUCAAGCUGGGCGAGCCCCACCACCGCAAGGAGCACUACCUCUCCAGCGUCAGCGAGUCGGGCACCAUGUCCGGUGUCCUGAUCGAGGGCGCCGACGGCCACAACAGCAAGCUCUUCAUCGGCACGCCCAUCGACGGCAAGUCCGAGUACUUCCCCACCCUGUCCAGCCGCAAGCUGAUGGCCAACGAGGAGAACGCCGACAUGUUCAGCUUCGUCUACCAGGACGAGUUCGUCUCCUCGCAGCUCAAGAUCCCCUCAGACACGCUCUCCAAGUUCCCGGCCUUCGACAUCUACUACGUCUACAGCUUCAGCAGCGAGCAGUUCGUCUACUACCUGACCCUGCAGCUGGACACGCAGCUGACCUCGCCCGACGCCAGCGGCGAGCAGUUCUUCACCUCCAAGAUCGUGCGCCUCUGCGUGGACGACCCCAAGUUCUACUCCUACGUGGAGUUCCCCAUCGGCUGCACCAAGGACGGCGUGGAGUACCGGCUGGUCCAGGACGCCUUCCUCAGCCGGCCGGGCCGGCAGCUGGCGCGCUCGCUGGGCAUCUCCGAGCGGGAGGACGUGCUCUUCACCGUCUUCUCGCAGGGCCAGAAGAACCGGGCCAAGCCGCCCAAGGAGUCGGCGCUCUGCCUCUUCACCCUGCGGCGCAUCAAGGAGAAGAUCAAGGAGCGCAUCCAGUCCUGCUACAGGGGCGAGGGCAAGCUCUCCCUGCCCUGGCUGCUCAACAAGGAGCUGGCCUGCAUCAACUCGCCUCUGCAGAUCGAUGACAAUUUCUGCGGCCAGGACUUCAACCAGCCUCUGGGCGGGACCAGCACCAUCGAAGGAAUACCGCUGUUCGUGGACAAGGACGACGGGAUGACCUCGGUGGCGGCCUACGACUACCGCGGCAACACCGUGGCCUUCGCCGGCACCCGCAGCGGCCGGAUGAAGAAGAUCCUGGUGAACUCGGCGAACCCCAGCCAGCCGGCCCUGCUGUACGAGAACGUGCUGGUGAGCGAGGGGGGGCCCAUCCUGAGAGACCUGCUCUUCAGCCCGGACCAGCAGCACAUCUACACCCUCACCGACAGACAGGUGAGCCUGGUUCCUGUGGAGAGCUGUGAGCAGUACAGCACCUGCGGGGAGUGUCUGGGCUCCAGAGACCCCCACUGUGGCUGGUGUGUCCUUCACAACAUAUGCUCCCGUAAGGAUCGCUGUGAGCGGGCGGGGGAGCUGCAGCGCUUCGCCUCUGACCUGCGCCAGUGCGUCCAGCUCAGCAUCCAGCCCAAAAACAUCUCCGUCACCAUGUCUGAAGUGCAGCUGGUGCUGCAGGCGCAGAACGUGCCGGACCUGUCUGCCGGGGUCAACUGCUCGUUCGAGGACUUCACCGAGACCGAGGGCCACAUCCAGGGGGGGCUCAUCUACUGCCUGUCCCCCGCCACCCGCGACGUCGCCCACAUCACCCGCGGCCAAGGCGACAAACGUGUGGUGAAGCUCUACCUCAAGUCCAAGGAGACGGGGAAGAAGUUUGCCAGCGUGGACUUCGUCUUCUACAACUGCAGCGUCCACCAGUCCUGCCUGUCGUGUGUGAACGGGUCCUUCCCCUGCCAUUGGUGCAAAUACCGUCACAUGUGCACGCAGAACGCCAAUGACUGCUCCUUCCAGGAGGGCCGUGUCAACGUGUCCGAGGACUGCCCCCAGAUCCUGCCCUCCACGCAGAUCUACAUCCCGGUGGGCGUGACCAAGCCCAUCACGCUCUCGGCCCGGAACCUUCCGCAGCCGCAGUCGGGCCAGCGCAACUACGAGUGCGUCUUCCACAUCCAGGGCGCGGUGCACAGCGUCACCGCGCUGCGCUUCAACAGCACCAGCAUCCAGUGCCAGAAGACCUCGUAUGACUACGAGGGCAAUGACAUCAGCGACCUGCCCGUGGACCUGUCGGUGGUGUGGAACGGAAACUUUGUCAUCGACAACCCCUACAACAUCCAAGCUCACCUGUACAAGUGCUACGCGCUGCGGGACAGCUGCGGCAUGUGCCUGAAGGCGGACCCGCGCUUCGAGUGCGGCUGGUGCGUGCAGGAGAAGAAGUGCUCGCUGCGGCAGGAGUGCGCCCCCCCGGAGAGCACCUGGAUGCACCCCGCCUCGGGGAACAGCCUCUGCGCCCACCCCAAAAUCACCAAGCUGUUUCCUGAGACGGGGCCGCGGCAGGGCGGGACCAGGCUCACCAUCAGCGGGGAGAACCUGGGCCUGCAGUUCAGCGACAUCCAGGCCCGAGUCCGGCUGGGGAAGGUCUUCUGCCACCCCAUCGAGGACGAGUACAUCAGCGCCGAGCAGAUCGUGUGCCAGCUGGCCGACGCCACGGGUUACCGGGUGCAGGAGGCGAAGGUGGAGGUGUGCGUGCAGCAGAACUGCGAGCCGGACUACAGGGCCGUCUCGCCCAAGGCCUUCACCUUUGUGACCCCGUACUUCAUGCGUGUACACCCCUCCCGGGGGCCGCUCUCCGGGGGCACGAGGAUCACCAUCGAGGGGAACCACCUCAACGCUGGCAGCGCCUUGACCAUCAACAUCGGCCUGCACCCCUGCCGCUUCGUCAGGCGGAGCGCCAAGGAGAUCGUGUGCGUGACGCCGGCGGGCCAGAGCCCGGGGGGCACGCCCGUCAUGGUGGACAUCAACUGGGCCGAGCUGAGGAACCCCGAGGUCAAGUUCAACUACACCGAGGACCCCACCAUCCUGAAGAUCGAGCCCGACUGGAGCAUCGCCAGUGGCGGGACCCCCCUGACCAUCAGCGGCACCAACCUUGCUACCAUCAAGGAGCCCAAGAUGCAGGCCAAAUAUGGGUCUGUGAAGUCCCUCCACAACUGCACGGUCUACAACAACACCAUGAUGGUGUGCAUGGCGCCCUCCGUGGCCGGCUCUGAGAAGGGCUUCUCGGAGGUGGGCAGCGCCCCGGACGAGAUCGGCUUCGUCAUGGACAACGUCCAGUCUCUGCUGGUGGUCAACGAGACCUUCAGCUAUUACCCGGACCCCGUCUUCGAACCCCUGAGCCCCACGGGCAUCCUGGAGCUCAAACCCAGCUCCCCGCUCAUCCUCAAGGGCCGGAACCUGAUCCCCUCGGCCCCCGGGAACUCGCGGCUCAACUACACGGUGCUGAUCGGGGAGACGCCCUGCGUGCUGACGCUCUCCGAGGCGCAGCUGCUGUGCGAGUGGCCCAACCUGACCGGGCACCACAAAGUCACGAUUCGGGCGGGCGGGUUCGAGUACUCCCCCGGCACCCUGCAGAUCUACUCGGACAGCCUGCUGACCCUUCCCGCCAUCAUCGGGAUCGGCGGCGGCGGCGGCUUGCUGCUGCUGGUCAUCAUCGCCGUGCUGAUCGCCUACAAGCGCAAGUCGCGCGACGCGGACCGGACCCUCAAGCGGCUGCAGCUGCAGAUGGACAACCUGGAGUCCCGGGUCGCGCUGGAGUGCAAGGAAGCGUUUGCCGAGCUGCAGACGGAUAUCCACGAGCUGACCCAGGAGCUGGACGGAGCCGGCAUCCCCUUCCUGGACUACAGGACCUACGCCAUGAGGGUGCUGUUCCCCGGCAUCGAGGACCACCCUGUACUCAAGGAGAUGGAGGUGCAGGCCAAUGUGGAGAAGGCGCUGACGCUGUUCGGGCAGCUGCUGAACAAGAAGCACUUCCUGCUGACGUUCAUCCGCACGCUGGAGGCGCAGCGCUCCUUCUCCAUGCGCGACCGCGGCAACGUGGCCUCGCUCAUCAUGACCGCGCUGCAGGGGGAGAUGGAGUACGCCACCGGCGUGCUCAAGCAGCUGCUCUCCGACCUCAUCGACAAGAACCUGGAGAGCAAGAACCACCCCAAGCUGCUGCUGCGCAGGACGGAGUCUGUCGCCGAGAAAAUGCUGACGAACUGGUUCACCUUCCUGCUCUACAAGUUCCUGAAGGAGUGCGCCGGCGAGCCCCUCUUCAUGCUCUACUGCGCCAUGAAGCAGCAGAUGGAGAAGGGCCCCAUCGACGCCAUCACCGGCGAGGCCCGCUACUCCCUGAGCGAGGACAAGCUCAUCCGCCAGCAGAUCGACUACAAGACCCUGACGCUGCACUGUGUGAACCCCGAGAACGAGAACGCCCCAGAGGUGACGGUGAAGGGGCUGAACUGCGACACCAUCACGCAGGUGAAGGAGAAGCUGCUGGACGCCGUGUACAAGGGCAGCCCCUACUCCCAGAGGCCCAAAGCCUCGGAUAUGGACCUGGAGUGGCGUCAGGGCAGGAUGGCCCGAAUCAUCCUCCAGGACGAGGACGUCACCACCAAGAUCGACAACGACUGGAAACGGCUCAACACGCUGGCGCACUACCAGGUGACGGACGGCUCCGUGAUCGCCCUGGUGCCCAAGCAGAACUCGGCCUACAACAUCUCCAACUCCUCCACCUUCACCAAGUCCCUCAGCAGAUACGAGAGCAUGCUGCGCACAGCGAGCAGCCCCGACAGCCUGCGCUCCCGCACGCCCAUGAUCACGCCCGACCUGGAGAGCGGCACCAAGCUGUGGCACCUGGUGAAGAACCACGACCACUCGGACCAGCGCGAGGGCGACCGCGGCAGCAAGAUGGUGUCCGAGAUCUACCUGACCCGCCUGCUGGCCACCAAGGGUACGUUGCAGAAGUUUGUGGACGAUCUGUUUGAGACCAUCUUCAGCACGGCCCACCGCGGCAGCGCCCUGCCCCUCGCCAUCAAGUACAUGUUCGACUUCCUGGACGAGCAGGCCGACAAGCACCAGAUCACCGACGCCGACGUGCGGCACACCUGGAAGAGCAACUGCUUGCCCCUGAGGUUCUGGGUGAACGUGAUCAAGAACCCGCAGUUCGUCUUCGACAUCCACAAGAACAGCAUCACGGACGCCUGCCUGUCGGUGGUGGCCCAGACCUUCAUGGACUCCUGCUCCACCUCCGAGCACAAGCUGGGGAAGGACUCCCCCUCCAACAAGCUGCUCUAUGCUAAAGACAUUCCAAACUACAAGAACUGGGUGGAGAGGUACUACUCGGACAUCUCGCGGAUGCCGGCGAUCAGCGACCAGGACAUGAGCGCGUACCUGGCGGAGCAGUCGCGGCUGCACCUGAGCCAGUUCAACAGCAUGAGCGCGCUGCACGAGAUCUACUCCUACAUCACCAAGUACAAGGACGAGAUCCUGUCCGCGCUGGAGAAGGACGACCAGGCCCGGAGACAGCGGCUGCGCUGCAAGCUGGAGCAGGUCAUCGACACAAUGGCCCUGGCCAGCUGAGGGCGCGGAGGAGGAACGAGGACGAGCGCGUGGUUCCGAACCCCGAAAAACCAUGGACCGCAAGGACAGGAAGCAGUGCACCGGAGAUUUGGCAGAGCCGGGCGGCGCCGCGGAGCCCGCCUGGGCCCACAACAGAGAAAAAAAAAACAACAAUAAAAAAACAAAAAAAAACAACCCGCAACAAUCACGGAAAGCAUCCGUUCAUCGCUGUCUGUUAUCGUUUCGUUGCGUGCGUGCGUGCGCUCGGCCGCGCCCCCUCGCCACGCCGGGAUCGGAGUCCUCCGUCUCGGCCAGGAGAACCGAGGAAGGGGAACGGCUGGGGCACGGCCUUCUUUCGGCCUUUAGGAAAUGCGCCCCCUUGUGACACGUCCGGGCGUUGCGAUAGAAUGUCAGUCCAGAGACCAUGUCGAGAUCAAGGACAUUUCUUUAUUUUUUUUUUCCUUUUCGUUUUGUUUUUUUUUGGUAUGUUUGUUGGUUUUUAUUUUUGCUACAUCGAUGUACUCAACUGCCCACUCUCCGAUCUCCUGCCACUCGUGUUACUGCUGAAUUUGCACAAUUUACAGAAAAAAAUGAAAUGAGAAGAAAAAAAGAAAUAGAUAUAUAUAUAAAUGCAAAUACAUUUUUAAAGGAACAAAUAAAAAUAAGGGUAAAAUACUUUUUCCAUUUUAACAUAUGGAAGCCGCCGACAAAAAAAAAAACGGCUUCAAUAUUUCAGACAAAAAAAUGAAGAAAAACAAUGAAAAAACUUGUCCUGUGCCAUGUUUUAUUUGAAUGUUGUUUAGUGCAAAGACAUUUUGUUAGAUGAAACGUGCUAUAAUUUAAAUGUUAACAUGCCUAGUGACUGGAAAAAAAUGACUAAAUUGAUCAAAAAAAGAAACGAAACAGCCUCCAUGGAGAAAAAAAGAAGGAAUCACUGCAAUGUGGGGGCAUUGCCUAUUCAGGAUCAUUGGCUGAAAUAGUUGGAAUGGGUCUUGAAAAUAAGCAAUUUAUUUAUUUUCAACUGUAACCGCUCCCACCCUUAGUGCAAUCAUGGUUCAAACCUGGAAACCAAACCGCGCACACAUGCUUUGUUUAUGGUUACUAGCGUAGCUUUCAACUUAAACUGCGAACAAGCCUGAGGCCGUUAGAACAACGUGGAGGGCCUUGUGUCUUCAGACAUCUUGGAGAUUAUCUGUGGUGAGGAAUAUUUUGUUUUGUUCAUUUGCUCACUAGACUAGCUUGCGCUGAAGACCCCUGUCCAUAAGGGGUAAUCUUAUAUGAAGUACAUCGCAUUACUUGAAGAAAACUCCAUUCUCCGUUAGAUAGUACCAGACUGUAAAGUUGAGUGUGCUGAAACCCUGCGUGGUCUGAAGUUUCAGGAGGGUUGAAGGUCAGUCAAUUCAAACGUUUUAAUACACCGUUCGUGCAUUCCAACCGCUGCAGCCAGCUGGCUUGUUGGAGGAGAGCACCCAGCUUUGGGCCCUGCUAAAAACAGCAAGGUUAUUUCAACAUACAGCAAGAUUUUUCUUUCAAAAAAAAAAAGAAAGCAAAAAAACAAACAAAAAAAAACAACCUGAAGUGUCAUUCUGUUUCCUGUUUUCGAGGUCCUCUGCUGAGGCCUGCCAGUGGGAUGAGGCGCUGUGUUUAGUUUGGCUCUCCUCUCUUUCGCAGUCCGUGGUAAUGAGGUCAGGGAGGCCAUCUCGUCUCCGCUAGAACAAAGAGGAGCGAGCUCCGCGCCAUUAUUCAAACGUUAAGAGCAGAAGGGAGUCAAUAAGUCAGUGAGAUUGCUUGAGCAAACUGAACGGUUAGCUUUGUUGGAGGGGAGCAUCAGAGGGCUAAAAGACAAGGGUAAAUCCUCUUAGCUGAUGACCUCCGUGACUUUAGCAUUUUAUUACAUUUCUUUUCUUUUAUAAGAGAUCUUGGAUGUUUGACUUUGUGGUGAGAAACUGUGUAAAUUGUUUCUGCUUGCCUAAAACCAUAGUGUGGUCAGUAAUGGAUUUUGGUAUUUUAUUUUUUAAUGUAUUGCCUUUUUAUCCAGAAGUGAAGCUGAUUUUUGUCAUCCCCCACCCCUGCUCCUACACCCAUGUACAAACACACACUCACACACAGGUACAAACACACCCACACACACACACACACACACACACACAUACACUCACACAUACACUCACAAACACAUACACUCACAAACACACACACACCCACACACACACCUAGUUAUGUUCUGCCUAGAGCAGAUUUGAGGGUACUUUCUCACCGAUCCUGAAAACAUGCUUGGUACCUUUAGCAUAGUACUUUGCCGAUGGAACAUCAGUAUUCAUAUCCUGCUCUUCCUUGUCAAGAAGUUAGUCUUGAGGUAGAAGGGAUUCUUGUCUUCUGUGACAAGUUGGUGAGCUGCUGCUUAAUUCUGUCAGGUUUAUUUUUCUGAGGAGAUGAAGAAUUUUAGGAAACUCAUUGUUGCAUAGUUACGCACUUACUCUGUCUGCCGCAUCACCCAAAAUGAACAAGUCAAAUCAAAGAGACAGGAGAACAAAGUGAGGGAAGACACUUUACAUGAAAUGAGUGGGUUUCCUGGAAAACUUGAUAGUCUGCUUUUCCCUUUUUUAAUUUGCAAUUUUAUAUCUUGACAAUCAUCCUGAGAUGGUUUGAAUUUCAUUUCAUUUCUUACCUGUGAAGGGGCGUGAAACUAAAACUGAAACUAGCCAACUGUGUUCAUGAGACACAAGCCAUCGCUGCAUCAAACACCUUUUAUGUGUGUCAUAAAGUUCCUCCUGGACAGUCCUCAAAUGUAAAAACCCUGCUGUUUAAAUAUUUAGGUCAGAAAUCUACUGUUUUUUUAAUUUUAUUGUUGUUGCUGUUGUUGUUGCCGUUGUUGCUGUAGCUUCUCAGCCUCAGACAAUGGCUAUUUCUUUAAAUAAGGACUCCUCCCGGAUCCACAAGGCUUCUCUCCUGAAAUCAGGACUGCUUGAGAAAUUCCUGUCAGGUGGCGGGACCUGAAGUGAAGUCUUUAUUUAUUAUUUAAUUGACUUUUUUUUUUGGCUUUUCUCAUUUUCACUCCUAAUCAGUUGGGAGCAGGUCUCCAUAACAUAGUCAUUUGGACCGAAAAUACCAAUCAGUCUCUUUAGGCUUCUGUAUUCACUGCACACAUUGCUGUUACAGAACCUUAUGGGGGAAAUGGUGUGUGUUCUCUUUGUUAGUCUUUUAAAAAUAAUUUUGACUGUAACUUCCUGUCCAACCCACCCAUGAACCCCUUUCUGGGCUGCGACGCCACCCAGGCUGGGAUGGGUCUCCCCUCGAAAUCGACCAGGGCCGUGUGGUUUGUCUUCAGCCUCAGGUUCUCCACAGCGAUAUCAGAUCAGGCUUUUACCGCCCAAGGUAAUUGGUCGGUUGUAAAGAUGCUCAUUAAAGCCGUUGAGGGCCCCAGUGGCCUUUUCAGUUAACUGGAAUGGAUCAUCCCAGCUGUUUGUGGUUGAGCGAACAUCCCCUGAACUCUGUUUCAAACUGGGCUGCUUAAAGACGUACGCAAGGGGGACCGUGUCCCCUUGUGGUUCUUAUGCGUGACGGUUGCUCGCAUGGAGUAAGUUUGGUGUGAUUCUCAGUUUGGGUUAAGCGCUUAGCCUGUCAUGGUGUGGCUUGUCCAAUAUGAAGCUAAUUUUUUUAUUGCUGUACCCAUAUCAUGUUUUUUUGUCUAGGUGCACCUCGAAAAUUAGAAUGUCUCAGAACUACCUUCAGGUGCCCAUCUUUUGGAAUCUUCCUCCUGAAAAUCAGUGGCACAUUGGUCCAGUUGGGUCCAGUUUUCCCUGCAGUUUUCCCUGCUGAAACACCCGGUGCAUUUUGCACAUUAGCACACAGGUUAGCUUUUUGAUGAUUUGAAUCGUGGAUGCUUACUACUCUGUCUCAGGAUUUCUUUUCCUUGUUUUGAUGGCUUUUUGCUUUUCAGUUUUGUUUUUGUCUGGAAGGAUGGGUGUGGGGGGGGGUGAACUGCGGACUCUUUGCGUGGCUGCUCUGGAGCGAACUCGUUAUUUUGGCAGAAGAACACACAUAUGGCGGCAGUAAUCCUCCGUAAACGUCUCCCCCUUUUUGCCACACGUGUGAAGGUCGAAAGAGACUCACCUGUUGAGCUCCUUUCACUGAGGCGGCACAAGGCCUCUGUCCUUUCAGCAGUGCUCAGGGCUUGGGCUCUGGCGGGAAGGACGAGACGUCGGAGGGAGAGACGGACACUGUCCAACGAACGGCCUGCUCUCGCUUAGCACGGAGUGCCUUGUCAGCUCCGGUCCAUCCCUACCCAUGAUGCACUUCUUUCAUCCCGCUCUCACUGUGGUGCCCGAUUACUCUGCGAAACACACCUCUCCUCCCCAGGCCAUCACCGACACACUCAUGCCAUAGCCGGGUCAUUCCAUUGCCUCUACAGUACCGUGUCUGAACAAACAAGUUACGAUCUUUGGCCUUUUCAAUUUCUCUCUUCUUUUUUUUUUUUUUUUAAAUUGUGGCGGAUUAAGUAGCUGUCCUUUUUAAAGUGAAAAUAAGUGCAUAGGAUCAAAAUAAAUACAUAAAUAAAAACAAAUUUAAGAAAACAAAUCAGAGGAGUUUUAAUACUAUAAUUCUGAUACAUUUUUAAGAGUUUCAGACUUGAAGCAACUGUGACAAGUUGGCUGUUAAAUGCUCAUUGUGUAAAUAUUCUGCUGUUUCCUAUUUUGCAGAUUUACUACUUGUAAAUAAACACAUGCAUCAAGGAGAGAUUAAACAUUUUUUGCUAAAUAA
Anguilla rostrata (American eel) is the source of this 10821-nucleotide messenger RNA. Its product is annotated as plexin-A1-like. Bases 412 to 6081 code for a protein of 1889 amino acids. Gene Ontology annotation, molecular function: semaphorin receptor activity; protein binding. The record is from RefSeq and is a predicted model, not a curated record. Gene Ontology annotation, biological process: regulation of GTPase activity; regulation of cell migration; regulation of cell shape. Gene Ontology annotation, cellular component: semaphorin receptor complex; plasma membrane. The transcript is spliced from 32 exons. Lineage: Eukaryota; Metazoa; Chordata; Actinopteri; Anguilliformes; Anguillidae.